This is a messenger RNA of Notothenia coriiceps (black rockcod), 3372 nucleotides long. It is a transcript of the gene lrrc8c, whose product is annotated as leucine rich repeat containing 8 VRAC subunit C. Gene Ontology annotation, molecular function: protein binding. The record is from RefSeq and is a predicted model, not a curated record. The transcript is spliced from 2 exons. Gene Ontology annotation, cellular component: cytoplasm. NCBI's taxonomy places the organism in Eukaryota, Metazoa, Chordata, Actinopteri, Perciformes, Nototheniidae. Bases 3 to 2387 code for a protein of 794 amino acids.
UCAUGAUUCCUGUGAUGGAAUUCCGGCAGUUCUCUGAACAGCAGCCAGCGUUCAGAGUCCUGAAGCCGUGGUGGGAUGUGUUCACUGACUACCUGUCCGUAGUCAUGCUCAUGAUUGGCGUGUUUGGAUGCACUCUUCAGGUAAUGCAAGAUAAAAUCAUAUGCCUUCCUCAGAGAGUUUUGCCGCCUCCAGAGAGCACAAGUGAAGUGGAAGUAAAGUCACUGUUACACCUGCAAUCCAAUAUUUCUGCCGCACCAAGAGAAAUGACCGGCCUGAAGACCGAUCUGGAUCUUCAACAGUACAGUUUCAUCAAUCAGAUGUGUUACGAGAAGGCUCUGCAUUGGUAUGCCAAGUACUUUCCUUAUCUGGUUCUCAUACACACACUAAUUUUCAUGGUGUGUAGCAACUUCUGGUUCAAAUUCCCUGGCUCCAGCUCUAAAAUAGAGCAUUUUAUCUCCAUGCUUGGCAAGUGCUUUGAUUCUCCCUGGACCACGAGAGCUUUGUCGGAGGUGUCCGGAGAAAAUCCUGAAGAAAAGGAUAAAAAGAGCAUUACUCUUAGGUCCAACAUCGCCGUGUCUCCUGGUGAAGGAAGCUUGGAGAAGACACAGUCCCUCAGGUCGAUCCCCGAAAAGAUUGUGGUUGACAAGCCAUCAGCGAGUGCUCUUGAUAAAAAAGAGGGUGAACAAGCAAAAGCUCUUUUUGAAAAGGUGAAGAAGUUCCGUUUGCAUGUCGAAGAAGGAGAUAUCCUUUAUCUUAUGUACGUACGGCAGACAGUGUUCAAGGUAUUCAAAUUCCUCCUGAUCAUUGCCUACAAUAGUUCUCUAGUGAAUAAAGUGCAAAAUAGAGUGCAUUGUGUAGUUGAGAUCCAGGACAUGACAGGCUACAAAAACUUUGAAUGUAAUCACACAAUGGCUCAUCUGUUUUCUAAGCUUUCCUACUGUUACCUGUGUUUAGUGGCUGUCUAUGGAUUAACAAGCCUUUACACGUCUUACUGGCUGUUUUACCGCUCACUGAAAGAAUACUCUUUUGAGUAUGUGCGUCAGGAAACGGGCAUCAAUGACAUCCCAGACGUCAAGAACGACUUUGCCUUCAUGCUACACAUGAUUGAUCAAUAUGACCCUCUGUAUUCUAAGCGAUUUGCAGUUUUUCUAUCCGAGGUCAGUGAGAACAAACUAAAACAGCUCAACCUCAAUCAUGAGUGGACCGCGGAGAAACUGCGUCAGAGACUGCAGACUAACAGCAACAACAAACUUGAACUCCAGCUGUUCAUGCUCCCGGGGUUACCUGACACUGUCUUUGAGUUGACAGAGCUGCAGUCACUCAAGCUAGAGAUUAUCAACAAUGUCACCAUCCUUGCCUCAAUCUCUCAGCUGGAGAACCUUCAGGAGCUGUCUCUUUACCAAUGCUCUUUAAAGUUGCACACAACAGCUACCUCCUUCCUCAAAGAUAACCUGAAAGUGCUUCGUGUUAAAUUCGAUGAUAACAGGGAACUUCCAAACUGGAUGUACGGUCUGCGCAACUUAGAGGAGCUCUAUCUCACCGGGUCUCUGAGCCCUGACGCCUCCAAAAACAUAGUUCUUGAGUCGCUGCGGGACAUGAAGUGUUUGAAAACGCUCUCCCUCAAGAGUAAUUUGACCAAGAUACCCCAGUCUAUAGUUGAUGUUUCCAGCCAUCUGCUUCGGCUAUACUUUCACAAUGAUGGCACUAAGCUAGUAAUGCUCAACAACUUGAAAAAGAUGACCAACCUGAUUGAGCUGGAGCUAGUACGUUGUGAUCUGGAACGCAUCCCACAUGCAAUCUUCAGCCUAACGAACCUACAAGAGCUCGACCUGAAAGAGAAUAACCUGCGAUCAAUAGAAGAGAUAAUCAGCUUCCAACAUCUUCGAAAGCUCACUUGCCUCAAACUGUGGUACAACAGUAUCAUGUAUAUCCCAGAGCAUAUCAAGAAGCUUGGUAGCCUAGAGCGCCUCUACUUCUGCCACAACAAGAUCGAGGUAUUGCCUUCGCACCUGUUUUUGUGCAACAAGCUGCGCUACCUGGACCUAUCCAACAAUGACAUCCGAUUCAUCCCUCCAGAAAUUGGAGUCCUUCAGAGUCUACAGUAUUUCUCUGUGGUCUGUAACAAAAUCGAAAAUCUACCAGAUGAGCUCUUCUUUUGCAAAAAGCUCAAAAUACUAAAGCUUGGCAAAAACUCACUGUCCAUACUCUCGCCAAAGGUUUCCUACCUGGCUCUACUGACAUACUUGGACCUAAAGUGCAACCACUUUGAGGUUCUGCCACAAGAGCUCGGUUGCUGUCAUGCUUUGAAGCGCAGCGGCCUUAUAGUGGAAGAGACACUGUUUGAAACUCUGCCUUCCGAUGUCAGGGACCAAAUGAAGGCUGAGUGAGAUGCCUUAUAGUAGCCACAGUGCCUGCUGCGUGUUCUGUCUACCAGAUCAGAGCAUUUGUUUUGUAUGAACUCAUUACCAAAGUUAAGUAUUACACAGCUGUUAUAAAAGUUAUUUUUUCAAGUUUCUUUGAAAAAUGAGAUUGCACUUACUCAUGUUGUCACAUGGAGUGUGGCUGCAACAGGGUUGAUUGUUCUGCUGUUAUUCAUCUUUCACAUACUAUCAAACCACAAAUCAUUCCUCAACUAGGAGUUCUUGCUAAGAGUCAGAUGAGAUCAGAUCAAUCUCAUUAUUUGCAAAUUAAACAUGAAGGCACAGUUAGCAGGCUAUUCGCUUUGCUUACCACAGUCUGCUUCUGUCCAACAGUGAAAACAUACCUACCAGCACAAAGCUAACUUAAUACAUGUUAUAUUGCUUGCUUGUAGCUGCAUUAAAACUGAAGUAGUGUGAAUUGGGGAUUACAUGCUAGACUAUUUUAGGGCCUGGUUUAGUUUUGGAGUAUCCUAAUUAGAAAGCUUUAGAGGUGAUGGUCGGCAGAUUUGUUUAAAUCAUUGGACAGAACCAUGCUAGGUUCAUACCUCCCCCCAUUACAGUCUUAAUGCUAAGGUGACUGUGUUCUGGCUUGAGUUUCAGAUUUAGCAACCAGGCACGAGAUACUGUAUAUAUCCAUCUUAUUAUCUAACUCUUGGCAAGAAAGCUAAAUAAGUUUUUUUUUUUUUACAAACUAUUUUUAAUGUACAUUUCCUGUCAGUGCUACAUGAAAUAAUUUGAUUACCAAAAAUAUCACUUAGGUUAAGGCCAGUACACUUGGGUAUUCUGUAUGUGUUUUGCCCUUAUAAGUCCUUUUGUAUUAUUCAAGAGACUGGAUCACAGCAGGCAAGAUGCAAAAAACAAGGAAUAUAAGAACAUAUAAUGCCUUAGCUAAACAAUUCUGUAUCAUAUAAAAAUACAUAUUUAAAGUUCAUUAAAACUUAAAGGAUUGUAA